Molecule: messenger RNA, 810 nt
Organism: Alternaria triticimaculans
Lineage: Eukaryota; Fungi; Ascomycota; Dothideomycetes; Pleosporales; Pleosporaceae
Exons: 4
Coding region: 1-810 (269 amino acids)
Source: RefSeq, a predicted model, not a curated record
AUGGAGUUCUUCUUCUUCUUCGAGGUCUUCUACUGUGCAGCGAUCAUCCCUAUCAAGAUGAGCAUCUCGUUCAUGCUCAUUCGCAUCGCAUCCCGGAGAAAAGCCUACAUCUACAGCUUGUACACUGUUUCAGCCAUGUUCAUCGUCAUGAACCUGAUUGCGAUGCUGUACAUCAUUUUCCAGUGCGCGCCGGUGUCGUACGCUUGGGAUACCUCGACCCCUGGUGGAAAGUGCAAUCCAGCGCAGACACUGGCCGACAUAUACUACGCGACGACUGCAGUCAACAUUGCGACGGAUUGGUUUUGCGCACUCCUACCCAUACCGCUGCUCUGGAACGUACAGUUGAACCGUAAUGCUAAGCUUUCGGUCGGCGUGAUUCUCGGUCUCGGUGCAUUAGCAAGUCUUUCAGCAUGCAUUCGUCUUGUCUACACUGUUAAUCUGACCAAUGCGACCGACUACCUUCAUGGUGUAUCUAAGGUGAUCCUCUGGGGUUACGCCGAGAAUGGCGUCGGCAUGAUCGUAGGAUGCGUCGCCACACUUCGUCCCCUCCUCCAGCGCGUACUCAAACUCGGAAGCAGCGGUAGCUCACAUCCCCACACGCCUGCAGCAGGCUAUGCGAAACGACCAGUCAUAAAGAGUCGUCUGAGUGGAAGAGACGAAGAGUGGGUUGCCUUGGAAGAUGGCCAGAUGGUCAACAUGGUCCAUGGGCAAGGCAGUACUGGGAGCGAGGAAUACAUACUGCCUGUGAAAGGCGGAGGCAUACAGGUUACCAGAAGCGUCGAGCAACGAUCAAGCGCCUUGAAAGACUAG